AUGUCCGCAGCCGGUAUUUGUGUUAUAAAAGAUGAAUACGUGAUAAAAAGAUCAGAAAAUAUCAACGAAAAUUGGGGGAAUAAGAGAAAAUUAGAUGUUGUAGAAGGGGAUACUCCGAACAGUGAUCAUGAUAAUAAAAAGACCAAAAAUGACGAAGAAAAACCAUUCCCAAACAAGAACAGAAUGAGAGGGCAGAAUAAAGCACGACCCAAAACUUUUAGAGAAGAUAAAGAUAGCAAACCAUGUCCUUCAAUCGUAAAUGUAAAAUCGCCUGAUGAAUCGCAACCAUGUCAGUUUAACAACUGUAAGUUCAUACAUAAUCCCUUAGAUUACAUGAAAAUAAAACCAAAGGAUAUUAGUGAUCAGUGCCAUGUUUUUAAUACUAGAGGAAGAUGUCCAAGAGGAAUUGCUUGUCGCUUUGGUUCUAGUCAUAUUACACCUGAGGGUUACAAUAUAGUUGAAGAAGGAAAAUUCACUGCAUGGAAAGAAGACACGAAAAAUACACUUCCGCAAGGCCUCCAAAUUCAACUUCAAAAGAAAAAGUAUGAUAUGAGCUUUGCUGAAAAUUUUGUAAAAGCUAUGAACACUAAAAGGCCUACUGCUGAAAAUGAUGCUGUACCUUGUAGUGAGAACAGCAAUGAGAAACAUUCUUAUAGUGGUGUCAUCACUGAUGAAGACAUAAUAAAACUCCUUCCAAAAGAGAAAAAAGUUAUAAACUGGAAUGACAAAUUGUAUCUGAGCCCUCUAACAACUGUUGGAAAUUUACCAUUUAGGAGAAUCUGUAAACAAUAUGGAGCCGACAUCACCUGUGGUGAAAUGGCAUUAUGUGAAUCAUUAUUAAAAGGAACUAAACAAGAAUGGGCUUUAGUGAAAAGACAUGAAUCAGAGGAUAUAUUUGGUGCACAAAUAUGUGGAAAUAAUGUAUUUCUAAUAACAAAAGUAGCACAAUUAUUACAAGAGAAUACAGAACUGGACUUUAUAGAUUUAAAUGUAGGGUGCCCUAUAGAUUUAAUAUAUAAAAAAGGUGGUGGUAGUGGAUUGAUGCACAGAUUGCCUACCUUAGAAGGGUCAAUUAAAUGUGCCUCGACAAUUCUUAGUAUACCAUUCACUGUUAAAAUGAGAACUGGGGUGUAUCAAAGCAAAAAAAUUGCUCACACUAUUGUCCCAAGAGUUGCUGAAGCUGGAGCUUCUCUAAUUACAUUACAUGGUAGGUCUCGAGAAGCUAGAUAUACUAAAUCUGCUGAUUGGGACUAUAUUGAACUGUGUGCACAAGCUGCAAAGCCAUGUCCAGUAUUUGGUAAUGGGGAUAUUUUUAGUUAUGAAGAUUAUAUUCAAAGGAAAAACUUAGCUCCUACAGCUCAGGGAGUAAUGAUUGGCCGUGGUGCCCUUAUAAAGCCUUGGAUAUUUACUGAAAUUAAAGAGGAAAAAAUUUGGGAUAUCAGCAGUAACGAGAGAUUUGAAAUUUUAAGAAAAUAUACUAAUUAUGGUUUAGAACAUUGGGGUUCCGAUACCCAAGGUGUUGAAAAUACACGCAGAUUUUUACUUGAAUGGCUCUCAUUUUUGUACAGAUAUGUACCUGUAGGUUUACUUGAAAGGCCUCCCCAAAAGAUUAAUGAGAGACCACCUGCUUUCUUUGGCAGAGAUGACAUGGAAACAUUAAUGGCAUCUGGAAAUUGUGCUGAUUGGAUCAAAAUAAGUGAAAUGCUUUUAGGACCUACACCUGAAGGAUUUGUUUUUCUACCUAAGCAUAAGGCAAAUUCGUAUCAAUAA
Molecule: messenger RNA, 1770 nt
Organism: Chilo suppressalis (striped riceborer)
Lineage: Eukaryota; Metazoa; Arthropoda; Insecta; Lepidoptera; Crambidae
Source: the annotation of a GenBank genome assembly